CUCGAAGCUGUUGUUCACUCACACACUAUCACUCUCUGUUUACUUGACUCUGCUCAACUACACUUGACCUGUACCUCUUCCCAUCACUCAGCUUCAACCGCUCUGCUACAGCCCCGCCGUCGCCAUGACUGAACCCACCGGCGCCGCCCGCGACGAAGCUAUCUCGGACUUCUGCAGCGUCACUGGUGUCGGUCCCGACCAGGCCCAAGGAGCCCUCCAAGCCGCCGAUUGGGAUGUCGCUAGCGCCAUCACUCUCUUCUAUUCCCAAGACGAGGCUACCUCUGCGUCUCCCGCCGAACCCGCCGUCCCUGCAGACUACACCGGCCCUCGCACCCUCAGCGGAGCUCCUGCACCCCAGGCCGCUGCUUCGUCGUCGCGCUCUUCUGGCGCCGGACAGGCCCCGAGGCGCGCCGGUGCGGGGGGCUUGAGGACCCUCAAGGACGUCCAGAACGAGAGCGCAGCACAAGGACACGGACAUGACCACGACGAUGACGACUCGGAUGAGGAGCAGGACUUCUUCGCUGGUGGCGAGAAGUCGGGCCUCGCGGUCCAGAACCCCAACACUGGCGGCAACAACUCUCGCGGCAACAGCUCUCGCAGCACCAACGCCCGCGACUUCACCGACCAGAUCAUUGACCGUGCUAGGAGGAACGCUCCCCGCCCUGGCGGCGGCGACGACGACGAGCAGCCCCGCUCCCGCUUCAGCGGCCAAGGCCAGACGCUCGGCGGCGACGACGCGCCCUCGCGCGUCAUUCCGGACCCGGGCGCCAACCAGCCACGGCGCCAAGAGCGCGUGCGCCGCGUCAUGCACCUGUGGCGCGACGGGUUCAGCAUCGACGAGGGCCGCCUCUACCGCUACGACGACCCCGCCAACGCCGGCCUCCUCGAAAUGAUCAACCAAGGCCGCGCGCCCCUCGACAUCCUCAACGUCGAGCAGAACCAGGAAGUCGACCUCGAGGUCCACCCCCACAAGGACGAGGACUACGUCCAGCCCAAGCCCAAGUACAAGCCGUUCAGCGGCCAAGGCCAGCGUCUGGGCAGCCCGACGCCUGGCGCAAGCAGCAGCGCUUCGGCCGCGGCCCCAGCGGCAGCGGCAUCGGCGCAGUCGGCUUCGUCUUCGUCUGCCACGCCUGCGGCGGCCCAAGUCCAGGUCGACGACGCGCAGCCCACGCUGCUGAUGCAGAUCCGCCUGGGCGACGGCACGCGCCUGCAGUCGCGCUUCAACACGACGCACACGGUGGGCGACCUGUACGGCUUCGUGGACGCGUCGAGCCCGGCCAGCCGGCAGCGCGAGUAUGCCCUCAUGACGACGUUUCCGAGCAAGGAGCUCAACGAGCGCGCGCAGGUGCUGGGCGACAUGGCCGAGUUUAAGCGCGGCGGCGUCGUGGUCCAGAAGUGGAAAUAGGGAGGUAGAGGGGUGCUUGCUUGGUGUGCUUGCACGCACGCACGUACGUGGGGGAGGGAGUGGGGAUGUGUGCAUGGUUAUGCCCUCCUUCCCUAAUGGCUAGGUAGGGUGCGGGUGAAGGGUGGCGGGUUGCUUUCUUCGUAAGUGCGUGCGUGCGUGCGUGCUUCUUACGUGGUCUCUUCUCUGUGCACAUGCACACAUACACGCAUGCUCGCUAGCGGUACCAACGAAACGAUACUAGCAGGUACCUGUUCAUGCGGACGGAAGACUGGCUUAAUGCCUUGCUUGCUUGCUUGCUGGCUUUCUUGCCACGUGCUUGCGUCGAGAAGGAAUAGUAGCGAGACUCGAGACGGGAUGUCAAAUGCUAGACUGUGCAGCGUGGCC
Molecule: messenger RNA, 1789 nt
Organism: Aplosporella prunicola CBS 121167
Lineage: Eukaryota; Fungi; Ascomycota; Dothideomycetes; Botryosphaeriales; Aplosporellaceae
Exons: 3
Coding region: 125-1405 (426 amino acids)
Biological process (GO): proteasome-mediated ubiquitin-dependent protein catabolic process; nuclear membrane reassembly; Golgi organization
Cellular component (GO): nucleus; cytosol
Molecular function (GO): ubiquitin binding
Source: RefSeq, a predicted model, not a curated record